Molecule: messenger RNA, 1744 nt
Organism: Sinocyclocheilus anshuiensis
Lineage: Eukaryota; Metazoa; Chordata; Actinopteri; Cypriniformes; Cyprinidae
Product: protocadherin alpha-8-like
Exons: 1
Coding region: 125-1744 (539 amino acids)
Biological process (GO): homophilic cell-cell adhesion
Cellular component (GO): plasma membrane
Molecular function (GO): calcium ion binding
Source: RefSeq, a predicted model, not a curated record
UUAGUUCCGUGAUUUUCGAGCAAAAUAUGUCUUAAUGUUCGACCCCGAAUCAUUUUAAAAAAAUUCAUGCGGUAACUGUGAGGAGAAUCAGUUUACACUUGUUCCUCAGACGACGGUUUUCAGCAUGGAUGCUGGGAAACAAAGGCGCAGAUGGGAGUACUGGUGGAUUUCUCUGUGUUUCUUCUUGCUACCGUGUUUCGGACAGCGGGUUUCAGCGCAGAUAAGAUACACUAUUCCAGAGGAGGUAAAAGAAGGAUAUGUUGUGGGAAAUAUUGCAAAGGAUUUGGGUCUUGAUGUCAGUACAUUGGUGGACAGACGUUUUCGUAUUGUUUCUGGAUCAAAUGAGGGCCUUUUUCAGGUAAAUCAGAACAAUGGCAUCUUGUAUGUGGAACAGCAUAUCGACAGAGAGGCGCUGUGCGUUGAAAAUGUUGCUUGCUUGAUAAGUCUGAAAACUGUUGUUGAAAAUCCUCUUGAAAUUCAUUAUGUAGAAAUGGAAGUUACCGAUGUAAAUGACCAUGCACCCAAUUUUGCUUAUAAAGACGUCGUGUUAGAAAUCGCAGAAUCAACCCUACCUGGUGAGGACUUUCAAUUGCAGGAAGCAAAGGACCCUGAUUCAGGCAUAAAUUCUGUUCGUUUUUAUAAAUUGAGCCAAACCGAGUAUUUUGAACUUGAGCUUCGCGAAAAUGGGGGAGAGAAAAAGGUCCCUGUCUUGAAAUUACGUAAAUUGCUUGACAGGGAGCAUCAGGUCACUCACAGUCUAAUACUGACUGCUGUUGAUGGUGGGAAUCCACCAAGAUCAGGGAGUAUCAUUAUUAAUGUCACGGUGCUGGAUGAUAAUGAUAACAGGCCAAAAUUCAGCCAAGAGUUUUAUUCUGUCACAUUGCAAGAAAAUGCUCCUGUUGGUACUCUUGUCAUUAAAUUGAACGCCACUGAUUUAGAUGAAGGUCAGAAUGGAGAAAUAGUUUAUGCAUUCCUGAAAAAUAUUGAAAAACAUGUUUACGACACCUUUGAUUUGGACAAAACAGGUGAGAUUAGGGUAAAAGGUGAUUUGGAUUUUGAGAAAAAUAAUGUUUAUAGAGUCGGUGUUAUGGCGUCAGAUAAAGGCCAACCACCGAAGACAAGCAACUGUCGAAUUAUCAUUAAAGUGACUGACGAAAAUGAUAAUGGACCAGAGAUAGAAGUUACCUCACUGUCUGAUGUAGUUCCCGAAGAUUCAAAACCAGGAACAGUUAUUUCACUUGUUAGUAUUACUGAUAAAGAUUCGGGCGUCAAUGGCAAAGUUGUUUGUAAAAUAUCUGACAAUGUGCCUUUUGAACUGAAGUCGUCAUUUAAAGAAAAUAUGUACUCUCUUGUGACGAAUGCUAAGUUAGAUAGAGAAGCAGUGUCACAAUAUGAUGUCACAAUAACAGCCAGAGAUACUGGUCAGCCCCCUCUUUCCUCAGUCAAAACAUUGAAAGUGCAGAUAUCAGACGUGAACGAUAACGCUCCAGAAUUCCUUCACAAUCCGUUAGAACUUUACUUGAUGGAAAAUAACCCACCAGGAGCCUCCAUAUACUCUGUUAGCGCCUUCGACAAAGACCUGAAUGAAAAUGCUGCAAUAACCUAUCAAAUAAUUAGGGAAGAUGGAGCAAAAAGUCAUAUGUCGUCUUUCCUUAAUGUAAAUUCAGACAACGGACAUAUAAAUGCGCUUAAAAGCUUCGACUUUGAAACUGUAUAUCGGCUCUACUAUAGUCCCGGGCAGUAA